AGAAUGGAUCGCGAUGCAUUCUUUCGAGGCCAAUUUCAGGCUGUGCAAAAGGCCAUCACAAAAGACGAGACACCUUUAAAACCAAAACACUUGGAAACUAUACUACUAGGAACGCACACUGAAAAGUCAUCUGCAAUAUUUUGGAGCUCAGUGAAGAAGAUUAAGCUGGAAAAUCAUCCUGUGCUCACGUGGAAAUUCUGUCUUCUGGUUCAUAAAUUGCUUCGGGACGGACAUCCGGUGGUCCCCAAAGAGGCUUAUAGAAAUGAAAAGCGAUUCACGCAACUUGCUCUUCAUUGGAAGGAUAAGAGGGACUAUGGGCCAUGCAUUGACGCAUAUUGCAAGUUAUUACACGAUCGAGUCAUUUUCCACCACAAACGUCCAUAUUUUCCUGGAAAUCUGUUUGUGAGCCCUUUACAACUUGAUACAAUGGGAAGAGAUCUGAGCAGAAUGUUGAGAUUAACUGGUGAUAUGAUGCAUCAGAUGGACUCACUUUUGGCAUUCCAGGAGAAAGUAUAUCUAUUGUCCAACUCAUCUCCACGAUGGGAUCCUAAUACUCCACAAGGUCAAUGCCUGAUGCUUCCUCUGAUAAGUGUAAUAAUGGAUACCUGGCCAUUCUUUAUUUAUAUCGUCAGAAUGAUGUACAAUCUGCACAGUAACGUGUCGCCACACGAAUUGGAAGGCUAUCGUUCCCGAUUUCAGACAAUUUUCGAGAAAACUAAACAAUUCUACGAAGAGUGCUCAAAACAUCAGUAUUUUAGAUGUUUUGUUCAAAUUCCAACAUUUCCAUUGCAUGCACCUAACUUUUUUACACAGUCAGAUCUUGAAUCUUAUCAAACAUAUCUAAUUGGAGAAUCCAAGAAACUGACUGAAACAGUAACACCAGCAGAAGAGGCCCGCACCCGAAUUGAACAUUAUGAAAACCGUUUAAAAGAAAUGCACGGGGAAUUCCAGCAUGUGAGACGAGAAGCUGAUGAAAAUCGAGAGGAGGUUCAGAGACUCAGAUACGAGUUGGCACUCCGCGAUGCUUCUAGGACUCAAAAUCAAGCGGCUAUCUAUGACACUCCUCCGGAUGAGUUCAGCAUUAAAUUUUAAAAGGAACUUUUCAUAAUCAUCAUUACUCCACUCAAAGUAGAACAUCUCAGCAUGUUUACAUUCAUUUAAUAUUUCAUUAACAAUAAAUGUAUUUUAAUACUAUUACUGGA
This is a messenger RNA of Caenorhabditis elegans, 1202 nucleotides long. It is a transcript of the gene tag-138, whose product is annotated as ENTH domain-containing protein. NCBI's taxonomy places the organism in Eukaryota, Metazoa, Nematoda, Chromadorea, Rhabditida, Rhabditidae. The coding region runs from base 4 to 1092 and encodes 362 amino acids. The record is from RefSeq and is marked reviewed. The transcript has 4 exons. Gene Ontology annotation, molecular function: clathrin binding; phospholipid binding. Gene Ontology annotation, biological process: endocytosis.